AAGCAAAGCUCUUUCUUCCAUUAACAAUCCUCUACUUGCUUCAUCUUCAUUCGUCAUGAUUUCCCUCUUCUUUACUUCACCAAUUUCUUGAAUUCUCAAACCUAAAAGACAAAGCUUUUCGAUUCCUUAUAGAUACCUUCAGAUGUCUAAGAGCUCAGACGUUGAAGAAAACGGAGGAGCAAAGCCAAUCUGUGAAGCUUUGAAGAGAUUCAAAAGUUUUUUCUUAUUUGAUUACAGAAGCGUAGCUAAAAGCUAUGGCCUUUCGGAUAAAUCAGACAGAUUCGUUUGGCUCAAGCUUGACAACAACAUCAGCAGCAACAGUAGUAGUAAUAGUUCAAAGAGAGUUGGGUUUCUGGAAGAGAGUGGAAAUGGGUGUGAUGUGUUCGAUGGAGAUUGGGUUUGGGACGAGUCUUAUCCAUUGUAUCAAUCCAAAGAUUGUAGAUUUCUCGAUGAAGGUUUUAGGUGUAGUGACUUUGGAAGGUCUGAUUUGUUCUAUACUCAGUGGCGAUGGCAACCUCGACACUGUAAUUUGCCCAGAUUUGAUGCUAAACUGAUGCUGGAGAAACUCCGGGACAAGCGGCUAGUGUUUGUUGGAGAUUCAAUAGGAAGAAACCAGUGGGAGUCUCUUCUUUGUCUACUAUCUUCUGCAGUCAAGAACGAAAGCUUAAUUUAUGAAAUAAAUGGAAGUCCCAUCACAAAGCACAAAGGGUUCUUGGUGUUCAAAUUUGAGGAGUACAAUUGCACAGUGGAGUACUACAGAUCUCCAUUUUUAGUUCCUCAAAGCAGACCACCGAUUGGAUCACCACAAAAGGUUAAGACAACUUUGAAACUGGACACUAUGGAUUGGACUUCAAGCAAAUGGAAAGAUGCAGACGUUUUAGUGCUCAAUACUGGACAUUGGUGGAACGAGGGAAAAACUACUAGAACGGGAUGUUACUUUCAAGAAGGAGAAGAAGUGAAAAUGAAGAUGAAUGUAGAUGAUGCUUAUAAGCAAGCUCUGAAUACCGUUGUGAAAUGGAUACAUACCGAGGUCGAUUCAAACAAAACUCAAGUCUUUUUUCGCACAUUCGCUCCCGUGCAUUUCAGGGGAGGAGAUUGGAAAACAGGAGGAACAUGUCACAUGGAGACAUUACCAGAGAUUGGAACCUCAUCAGAGACAUGGGAACAGUCAAAGAUCCUCAGAGAUGUGUUGUCACAUUACUCAAACAGAUCAGAGACUGUUAAAGUGAAAGUGUUGAACAUAACGGCAAUGGCUGCUCAAAGAAAAGACGGUCACCCAUCACUCUACUAUCUUGGUCCGUUUAGUCCUGCACCGCUGCAUCGCCAAGACUGUAGCCACUGGUGCCUUCCCGGUGUCCCUGACACGUGGAACGAGCUCUUCUAUGCAUUAUUUAUGAAACAAGAAGCUCCUUCCAGAAGAGUUGAAGAAGCGAAUAGUACAGGAAAUGUUACAAUGUCGUGACGCUGGACAGAACAAGGAAAAACCACAACAAGCUCUUGUUUCUUAAGCAGUUGGCAUUUUUUUGAAGAUGCUUAGCUCAAAGAUCAAAAAGGGUUUGGGAUUUUUGAUUGGGUGAUUAGAUUAAUUGGGUGGGGAUAUGUAAUUAGGUUGGUAAUCUUAAUCUCUGGUUGUAAAGAUAAAAAAAAAAUCUUAAA
This is a messenger RNA of Arabidopsis arenosa, 1656 nucleotides long. NCBI's taxonomy places the organism in Eukaryota, Viridiplantae, Streptophyta, Magnoliopsida, Brassicales, Brassicaceae. The record is from the annotation of a GenBank genome assembly.